Messenger RNA from Neurospora hispaniola, 927 nucleotides. RefSeq names its product signal recognition particle, SRP9/SRP14 subunit. The coding region runs from base 192 to 626 and encodes 144 amino acids. Gene Ontology annotation, biological process: SRP-dependent cotranslational protein targeting to membrane. Gene Ontology annotation, molecular function: 7S RNA binding; endoplasmic reticulum signal sequence receptor activity. Gene Ontology annotation, cellular component: signal recognition particle, endoplasmic reticulum targeting. Lineage: Eukaryota; Fungi; Ascomycota; Sordariomycetes; Sordariales; Sordariaceae. The record is from RefSeq and is a predicted model, not a curated record. The transcript is spliced from 3 exons.
GUUUUACACUGAGGAAGCUCACUCCUACCAGACAGACGGGAGCUGCCCGGCCAACGGCAGUGGGGAAAGCUGCCACUCUCGUUGACUCUCAUCAAUCAUUCUAGGUUGCCUUCACAUUCACUCCUCAGCCGAAUUGUUGUCUUGCCUUUUGCAAACAAGGAAAAGAAGAAGAAGAAGAACAACUGGACAUCAUGGGCCAUUUAACUCACGAUGAGUUCUUCUCCAAGCUCACCAAUCUGUUCGAGUAUAGGAAGAACCAAGAUCACGGAACCAUCAACCUAGUACAAAAGAGGCUAUCCUACAGCACACCUUCCCAAUCCACGGAUACCGACCCUCUCACCGACCUCAACCCUGCCACCCCGCUCCCGGUUCUCAUCCGCGCCACCAACGCCAAGGGCAAAGACAAGAGGACAGAAAAGGUCAAGCUGUCCACCAUUGUCGAGCCAGCCGACCUGGAAACCUUCUACGGGAGGUACGCCGAUGUUUGCAAGAAGGGCAUGGGGGCGUUGAAGCCGAGAGACAGGACCAAGAGGAAAAAGCAGUCGAGGAAGAAGAAGACAGGUCCUGCAGCCGCUGGAGGUCCUGGUGUUGGUGCUGGUGGGACUUCUAUGAUGGCUAUUCCCUGAUUGGACUCAAAGCAAGCGUCGCAAAUUACACCAUUGCUUAUUCUGUCUUCUUGUGUGUACCUGACCUAACGGAAGGGGGGAUCUGUAUGAGGGUACCGUAUUAAAUUUUGUAAUAUUCCCAAGUUUUGGUGGAAUACCUUGGUUCAAGUCAGUGGGUACGUAUGGUGAGGAAAGCGUUGGUGAGUAGUACCGCAUCAUAGCCUUCAACCUACCACUCUCGGUUGCCCUACCUCUCGACUCACCUACUCGUUGUCGGUAUCACCCUUCAAGACGACUAGGGAGAAAAAAAAAAAAAAAAAAA